Molecule: messenger RNA, 1374 nt
Organism: Ceutorhynchus assimilis (cabbage seed weevil)
Lineage: Eukaryota; Metazoa; Arthropoda; Insecta; Coleoptera; Curculionidae
Source: the annotation of a GenBank genome assembly
AAAAAAGUGUGGCAACGUUGAGUUGACAGGUUAACCAACAAAACAAAAUUAUCAACCAAGGACGUCCAACGUCCAGCAUACCAACCAGCACUUACGGAGUUAACGGACCGCAAGACCCAGAAGUUACGUAACUUAUUGACAUUGAACCCUUCUUCCUGUACGACAUGGCUGCCAGAGUUGGGCGAAUUUGCGGAGCUGGACUUUUCAAGUCCAAUACAACUUCUAGUUUGAAUCAGAUUAGUUCCUAUUCAACAACCAGAGAUUGGUCAAGAGGAAGAAAAGCACUGGUUGGUAGCCUGGGUAUACUGGCAGGAGGAGCUGGAGCCAUUAUUUUCGCCCUGGACAGGUCCGUGAGGGCUUCUGAAUUAGAAUUGCACCCACCUAAGAACCCAUGGAGCCACAAUGGCUGGUUUGAUUCCUUAGAUCAUGCUAGUGUAAGAAGAGGUUACGAAGUUUACAAGCAAGUAUGUUCGGCUUGUCACUCAUUGAGGUUUAUUGCUUACCGUAACUUGGUAGGAGUGACACAUACUGAGGAAGAAGCUAAGGCUGAGGCAGAAGAACAAAUGAUUACUGAUGGACCUGACGAAGCUGGUAACAUGUUCAAAAGGCCUGGAAAACUGUCCGACUACAUCCCCAGUCCUUAUCCCAAUGAAGAAGCUGCUAGAGCAGCUAACAAUGGUGCCUACCCACCUGAUUUGAGUUAUAUUACGUUGGCCAGACAUGGAGGUGAAGAUUACAUUUUCGCUCUUCUAACGGGUUACCAUGAUGCUCCUGCUGGAAUUGCUCUAAGAGAGGGCCAGUAUUUCAAUCCGUACUUUGUUGGUGGUGCUAUUUCAAUGGCCCAAUCUUUGUACAACGAAGUAAUUGAAUAUAGUGAUGGAACACCAGCCUCUGCCAGUCAACUUGCUAAGGAUGUAUCAACUUUCUUGAAAUGGACCGCAGAACCAGAAUUCGACGAUCGCAAACGCAUGAUGGUUAAGGCGAUCGGCAUUUUCACCAUUUUAACAAUGGUGUCCUAUUACGCCAAAAGAUUCAAAUGGGCAAGUUUGAAAACAAGAAAAAUUGAAUUCAAACCCAAAAGUAAGUAAAUUAUGAACAGCAAAAAUGGAUUUACCAUCCCAGACAGCAACUUUGAGAUAGCAGCCCUACUACCAUUAUCUUUUUAAACAUAUUUAUGCUUUAAGUAAAAUCUUUUUAUUGUAAAUAUACAUUGAAAAAAAAAACAAGGACUUUUUAGUUAAUUAAAUUUAGAUUGUUACCAACAUCAUAGCAGGCAUACAAUAUCAAUAAUUUUUUUUGAAUUUUUGAUUUGUCUAUAACUUACCGGAGUUUGUGUCACGUUGUUAAAUAAAUUAUACAUUUUAGUAGUGUGUU